Molecule: messenger RNA, 885 nt
Organism: Tetranychus urticae (two-spotted spider mite)
Lineage: Eukaryota; Metazoa; Arthropoda; Arachnida; Trombidiformes; Tetranychidae
Source: RefSeq, a predicted model, not a curated record
AUGGAUCAACUAUCGCAUUUGUAUUGUAAAGUGAUAAAACGACAAGCAAGUAUUUCUAACCUUAUCCGACAAAGGAGUUAUCCUUCACCAUCUGAAGAUACAAUGAAUUUAUUAUUCAAUCAAACAAACUGUCACCAUCAGUGCUUUAAUAGACAACCUUGGAUCAAAAGUCGGACACUGUCAAAAUUACAGCGACUGUUGAUAGUGAUACCAUUUCUUGUAACCAGCUUGUUCAUUUACAUCGCGCUAAGCUUGUUUCUCACCGGUUCUUGUUUAACUUCACCAUCGUCUAGAUUACCGUCUGUUUCAACUCACUCUAUACAUCAAUCUCGGUCGCCGUUAUCCAUUCAAAAUUUCCCGAACAAAGACGAUGUAGAACUCGAAAUUGAUUCGUCAACCGGCUUACCAGACCCUCCUUAUGAAGAGGCGAUAAAACAGAGUGAUCCAAUGUUUCCACCAGAUAUUUUCACACUUGACCAGAAACGUAAAGGAGCUGUUGUAUUGCACAUCAUUGGUGUGAUUUACAUGUUUCUCGCUUUGGCCGUUGUUUGUGAUGAAUUUUUUAUUCCCUCACUGGACGUUAUUACCGAGAAACUGGCUAUAUCUGAGGAUGUUGCCGGAGCUACAUUCAUGGCGGCCGGAGGCUCUGCUCCAGAACUAUUCACGGCUCUUAUUGGAGUUUUCAUUAGCCAUGACGAUGUUGGUAUUGGAACCAUUGUAGGCUCAGCAGUUUUCAACAUACUUUUCGUCCUCUCAAUGUGCGCCUUUUUCUCGACUCAAACCCUGGAACUAACCUGGUAUCCAUUGUUUCGCGAUGUUUCCUUUUAUUCAUUCACCCUCAUCUCCUUAAUGAUUUGUUUCAAAGAUUCAUGGAUAACAUGGUAA